CACUCGGCGGAUAAGCGAUCGUUGGCCGAGCGAUCGGCGCGCAGAUCGAGCGGAUCGACUGACGUGGUGGGUCGGGAGUGGACGCGCGGUGGCCACAUCGGCGACCAGUUACGCGCGAAUGGUCUUCGGACGUUGAAGUCGCGAAGCAGCGCGACGAUUGUGCGAUUAAUUCUUCUCCUCGCUCAUUCCAGACGAGAUCGGUGAAUAGAUCCUCGAUAGAAUGGUCCUGUUCACGAUAAUCGCGAGGGUGGCAGACUCCCUGCCACUGGCGGCCACCAUGCAGGACAACGAGCAGGAUGGUAAGAAUAUUGUGGAAUAUCAAAAUCAAGCAAAGAUGCUAUUCAGAAAGCUAGGUCCACAGUCUCCGACAAAGUGUACCAUCGAAACCGGACCAUAUCUUUUCCAUUAUUUAAUCGAAAAUGAGGUGUGUUAUCUGGUAUUAUGCGAAAGGAAUUACAGCACACGCAUAGCUUACAGCUAUUUGGAAGAUAUAGCACAAGAGUUUCAUUCUCAGUAUGGAAAACGUGUAAAUACAGUGACCAGGCCUUAUACCUUUAUUGAAUUUGAUACGUACAUUCAGAAAGCCAAGAAGAUCUUUAUGGAUAGUAGAUCUCGCAGAAACUUGAACACGCUUAACAGCCAGUUGCAAGAUGUGCAAAGAAUCAUGGUACAAAAUAUCGAUGAUGUUUUACAAAGGGGUACCGUACUUUCAGAAUUGGAUUCGAAGACCCAAAACUUGUCUAUGUUGUCACAAAAGUAUAAAAAAGACGCGAGACAUCUAAACAGCAAAUCGAUGUACGUGAAAGCUGUUGCAGGUCUUGUUGCAUUUUUGGUCUUUUUGUUAUAUUUCUUCAUUCUUUAGUUAAACAACACGAAUAAAAAACUUCAAUAUUAUACGUCAAAGGUAUUCCAUUUUCAAAGAUAGGAUAUUUUUGUUUAUCUCUCAUAAUUGCGGAGUAUUUGUGUGAUUCCAACAUCCAUUUAUAUUUAUAGAAGUGGAAAAUGAAAACUUUCAUAU
Trachymyrmex cornetzi is the source of this 1018-nucleotide messenger RNA. It is a transcript of the gene Sec22, whose product is annotated as vesicle-trafficking protein SEC22. Gene Ontology annotation, molecular function: SNAP receptor activity. Gene Ontology annotation, biological process: endoplasmic reticulum to Golgi vesicle-mediated transport; retrograde vesicle-mediated transport, Golgi to endoplasmic reticulum. The record is from RefSeq and is a predicted model, not a curated record. NCBI's taxonomy places the organism in Eukaryota, Metazoa, Arthropoda, Insecta, Hymenoptera, Formicidae.